GGAAGGUUAAGCUGAAAAGAAGAUGUAAAAUGUUUAUUAUUGGGACUUCAGCUAUUAGAAAUAUAAAAGUCAGCAAAGUUAACAUUGCAAGUGUCCAUAAGUUAUUUAAUCAAAGUUAUAAAUCUGUCGCUGUGAAGAGAAGUGGUUUUAAAAAUACUUUAUUGUGCACAAACUCUUGACGGUCAAGAUUUGCGUAUUUAAAUAAGUCAGAGCUGAAGGUUACAUGCCAUUCUGACUAGCGGAAUUAGUUUUACCAGUGUUAUUAGUGAAAGUAGUUUAAAUGAGUUAAGGUCGCAAGCAUUGAUUUCAUAUGCUGCUUGUAUGGUUAACAAACACCAAGACAAUAAGGAUGAUUUACCUGAGUGAUUUAAAAUAACAAGGCCAGAGAGAUAUGCUUCACUGACUUCACGAGUUUUGUAUCAGUGUAACUGGUUUUGGGGCUUAUUGAGGCUAUAGUUCAUGUAGGAGUACUAGUGACUAUACACAGGUAUUCAGUAGGGAAUUAGAUGGAGAGAAGUACAUACCCUCAUGUACAUUAACUGUGAACUAGUGUCAAACUGGUAGUGAGCUUCACUGUGUGUGUGUGGAUUUAAAUUUCUAGAGUUACAUUUAAAAUUAGUGCAAAUGUCUAGUUUGACAAAGUGAAUUUAAAAAAGAUAUUGCAGAAAGUGAAUCUUUAAUUCUUAUAAAGGCAGUUAUAGUGACUAUAAAACUAUGGGAGGAUCUGCUAGUGCAUUCACGGACCAGGAAGCCUUGAGACAUCAAAGCACCAACAUUCAGGGUCCAGAGAAAGCAAAAAUCAGCAAGCAGGCAGAAAAAGGGGUGACUGUGGCUUAUGAUGAAGAAGAUGUGCGCACGCUUCAUGAUGCCUUCAAGAAGGGCGCAAGAAUCUCCAACAAUGGCCCGUGCUUGGGAUGGAAGCCCUCCCCAACAGAGCCCUACAACUGGAUCUCAUAUAACGAUGUGCUGACAAAGGGUAGUAGGGUAGGAGCAGGCUUGAUAGCCAUGGGACAGGCGGCAUCUAACUCCACACACAUUGGCAUCUACUCACAGAACAGAGUAGAGUACUUUAUAUCGGAGCAGGGCUGCUAUAUGUACUCAAUGUGCAUUGUUCCAUUAUACGAUACCCUGGGUAUUGAAGCCUGCAACUACAUCAUUAAUCAGGCUGAGUUAAGCCUGAUAAUCUGUGACAAGAAUGAGAAGGUUACCAAUCUUCUUGGUCGGAUGUCUGAAACCCCAAACCUACGCAUUCUUGUUGUCAUGGAAACUAUCACAGAUGAUGUGAAGGCCCUAGCACAAAAACACAGCGUUGACCUUAUACAAUACUCAGACCUAGAGAAAAAGGGCGAGGAAGCCCCACAGGACCUUAAGCCAAGUGGCCCUGAUGACCUGGCGGUUGUAUGUUACACGAGCGGAACCACGGGGCUGCCCAAGGGAGCCAUGUUGACACACGAGAACUGCCUCGCUCCCACACUAGCCUGUACUAACCUCUUUGAUAGCAACAACUUAAUUGUGAAGCCAGAUGAUGUGUUGAUAUCCUAUCUACCCCUAGCUCACUCGUAUGAAAGGUUGUGUGAGGCAUGCAUGUACUCAUGUGGAGGAAAGAUUGGGUUCUUCCAAGGAGACGUCCGUAAACUCAUGGACGAUAUCAAGGAGUUAAAGCCGACCGUGUUCCCGUCUGUACCGAGAUUGCUCAACAGAGUCUUUGAUAAGGUAAUGGCAGGGGCCAGUGUCAGUGCCAUAAAGUCCAAGAUGUUGAAUAUGGCACUAGCAUCUAAAGAAGCUGAGAUUAAGAGCGGUAUCAUCCGUAAGAACUCGUGGUGGGAUAAGCUCGUGUUCAGUAAGAUCCAGGAGAGCCUCGGUGGGCGUGUGCGCCUUCUCACCACUGGCUCAGCCCCCCUCUCACCCAAAAUACUCAUGUUCCUACGCUGCUGUGUGGGCGCCCCUGUGUUGGAGGGGUACGGACAGACAGAGUGUGGUGCUAUCUGUACUCUGCAGGUCCCCGGAGACGGACAGAUAGGCAAUGUUGGACCUCCUCUGAGGUGUAACUACAUCAAGCUGGUGGAUGUGCCUGACAUGAACUACAAUGCCUCAGAUGACAAGGGAGAGGUCUGUAUCAAAGGACCAAAUGUGUUUAAAGGCUAUAUAAAGGAUCCAGUGAAGACACAGGAGGCCAUCGACGAGGAUGGAUGGCUCCACACCGGCGACGUUGGACAGUGGAUGGAUAAUGGUUGUCUAAAGAUCAUCGACCGUAAGAAGAACAUCUUCAAGCUGGCGCAGGGAGAGUAUAUAGCUCCAGAGAAAAUUGAGAAUGUGUACGUACGAUCCCCACACGUUGCUCAGGUCUACAUUCAUGGUGACAGCCUUAAGUCAAGCCUCAUAGCUGUCAUAGUGCCAGAUCCAGACACCUUCCCGGCAUUCGCCAGGGACAAACUCGGCCUGUCUGGGGACAUGGCGGAGCUGUGCAAUAAUGAGCAAGUGAAGAAGGUGAUCAUGGAGGACAUCACAUCAGUCGGCAAGAAGGCAGGACUAGCUUCAUUUGAACAGGCCAAAGCAAUUCACCUCUAUCCCGAGUUGUUUUCGGUUGAGAAUGAACUCCUUACCCCGACUUUCAAGUCCAAGAGGAAUACACUGAAGGUCUUCUUUAAAAAGGAGAUUGAAGAAAUGUAUAAAGAUCUACCCUAGACGACUCAUUCAUAGUUCAUGUGCGACUGGACCUGUUCAGUUUUGGUUUUUUAAUAUAGAUUAUGUGUGUUCCUAUUAAACAUGUAUUGGCUAGUUUGAUUAAAGCAGUCUGUCUUAAAAUUGUUACAUACCAUAAAUAUCCUAUUAAAAUCGCUGGGAGAAACCUGCACAAGAAAUAAGAAUCUUUUUUCCCCAUUCAGAAAACUUAAAAUUCGCUAGAUUCCAUGAUCAGGCAUGUAAAGAGUAAAAAAGCAAAGUUCAAAGACAAUAUGCAUAAAUUGAAUUGAAUCAUGGAGAAAAAUUGUCCAAAGCUUUUAAAUACAAAAAUGACUCAAAUUUAUACCUUAUCUACUAAGAUAGUGGCACAUAGAACAUACAUUACUACAAUAUUGACUAGUUUUCACCUUUUGAUGCCCGUGAACGUGAGUACUCUGCCUGGUUUUCCAUUUCUGGCUUCAUCUUUGUCAUUCAUGGAGGGAUUUUUAGUUGGCACAUGUUGUCAAAAUGACGACGGGUUGCUUGCAAGAAUCACGUCCUUUCCUCAAAGUUCAAGGUCACACAGUUUAAUAAUUAUGGAAUGAUGCAUAUCCAGUAUAGUUGGUCAGUUUUGUUGUUAACUUGUCAUGCGCAAAGUGAUUUUAAAAUAAACUGCCACACAUUUUAGUAUAAAGGGGAUUUGUUGACCCUCGUCCCCACCUCAAAGGUCAAGGUCACAAUUACUAAUUAAUCAUUAUGGAAUGAUGCAUAUGUUCAUAUACAGUCUAGUUGGUUGUCUCCAAGCUGUAACUGUUUCAUGUAGGAGGGAUUUUAAAAUAAAUUGGCACAUGUAUUUGGUUCAUGAAGGCAAUGUUUCACGUGCAAGACCAAAAGUUCCAAGGUCACACAUACAUGUAAGUUGAGCCAUUAUGAAAUGCUCCAUAUAUGUACAUACAGUAUUCAUAGGCUGUAACUUGGUCAUGCAAGGGUGGCUUUAACAUUAAUUGGCAAAUGUGUUCUGUACAUAAUGAGUUCAGUACAUAAUGAUGUAUCAGAUGCAAGACCCACGUCCUUACCUCAACAUUCAAGGUCACACUUUGAGUUUACUCAUCAUUAUGGCAUGCAUGUUUAAUAGGACAUUUAUGGUAAGUAAGGGUGUAAUAUAGAUGUGAGUACUGACUAAGUGUGAGAUUAUAUCAGGAAUAUUAAUAUUUAUCAAUAAUUACUGCUAUUCAUUCACUCUGUGUUAUUCAAGUAUUCGACAUUAAUUUUUGUUUUCUGGCUAUUACGUUCAUAUAUAUAUACGGCACAGUCAUUUUGAUAUUAGAAGAUCCUGACACAUUAUUAAACGGCAAUGUCCCUGUAUUUCAAAUUAAAGGAACAGUGUUGGACUCCAUCUUGACCUUUAUUAAAGUUCUUAUUUGUAUGUUAUACAUGCAUGGUGUUUGUGUGCUGACCAAAUAUUCUUGUUCACUUCGUUUGUGAAUGUAUUGAGUGAUAUACGCAGUGUCAUUUGCAUUUGUCAUUAAUUAUAUCAUAUAGUAUAUAUGUGUAUGUCAUUAAUGCAUAUCAAAGUCUAAUGGCAGUAUUUAUUUGAAAUGUUUUGAUGAAUUAUUUAUCUGUGACUACAGACUCUGGUCAGUAAGCCUGCAUUGGAAUCUCCACGAGUUUGCUCAUUUAAUGUUGUUGGACUUUGUAUCCACAAUUUAAUACUUAUCAGUAUCUCAUCCUCAAAUUAUGUAGUCACAUAUAAACUUUAUUAUUAGUAUUGUACCUGACCAUAGACUGCUUUGGUAAUUAUACCCCCACAUAUAUCUCUUAGCAGCCAAUUGUAUAAAACUGGUUAAGUCUUUAGUUUGGUCAAAAUAUUCAUUGAUUGGUCAAUUUUUAUUUGAAAAUUUAAUAUCAACCAAUCAAAUCAUUGAAAAGUUCAAACUAGCCUAAAGAUAAGCUGUGUACAAAUGAUCAAGGUUUAAUACAACUGGCUGUUAGGGGCUAUAUAGGAGUUGUUUAGAAUAGCUAAAAAGUAAGUCACAAUGGAAAUGAAAAUUUGUUUAACAUAAAUUAUUACUAAAUGUACAAAGAACUCAUUUUGUCUGUAAUACAACACCAUUGUUCUGAAGUAUGAUUUGUGUUCUGUAGAAUCCAGGGAACAUUCAUGAAGUUAUCAUUGAUUAUGUGAAGUUCACCUUAAUAGAUUCCAUUAAAAAGAUCAGAAUUUAGUGCUUAAGAAACAGUUUAAAUGAAAUUGUGGACCACAUUUGUUUGUCAGCUGUAUUGAACUGACAUUUUGGAUUUAUUAUUUAUAUCAGCACAAGUUUAAAACACAAGUUACAUAUAAAUAUAGCAUGUACAUAUAACAAAAUCAAAAUGUUGGGUAAAAAUUACAAAUGAGGACCAUUUUGGCUUAGGUCUUUUUAACCAUUUUGGCUUAUAAGAUGACUAUAUACAUGCAUUAUUUUCAAAAAUGGGAACAACCAUGUAAUAGGUUGUACUUCUAAUAGAAACAUCGAUUUCAUCAUAUGAAUCCAAUAAUGGGCACAAAUUAAAAGGAUUACACACUGUUUCACAGUUUAUAUUGUUUUCGUAUAUGGAAAUUGUUCUUUGGAUAUUUACUCGGGGUUUUUUUUCUAUUUAUUUCAAUCUUUUCUUUAUAUCUAAAUGUAUUUAUAUAUCAACGUAAAAUGGAAGGUUGAAUAUGUUUAAUAUUUUAUACAAUAGAUGUAGACAAUGUCUUGUACUGGUAAAUGUUCCUUUUGUCUAGUAUUCAUAUAUUCAUAUAUUCAGUGUCCUUUUGGAUAUAUGUAGGAGUUCACUUCCUCCAUCAAAUGUUUAAGUACUGAAAUAGAAAUACUCCCAUUGUUAACAAUGAUUGGCUAGUUUGACUACUUUGAUGCCAGAUUAAUAUUAUUCUUGUUGCUAACUGGAAGUUUUGUUUCCAUUAUAAAUGUAUGUUAAAUGCUAGUUAGAUGUUCAGACGCUUCAUUAUUUUAAGCUGGUGCAUUUAUGUUAAUGGUUUGGCAAAUACAUUUUUGAAAAGUUAA
Mya arenaria is the source of this 5705-nucleotide messenger RNA. Its product is annotated as long-chain-fatty-acid--CoA ligase 1-like. NCBI's taxonomy places the organism in Eukaryota, Metazoa, Mollusca, Bivalvia, Myida, Myidae. The transcript has 18 exons. Gene Ontology annotation, cellular component: endoplasmic reticulum; membrane. The record is from RefSeq and is a predicted model, not a curated record. The coding region runs from base 715 to 2685 and encodes 656 amino acids. Gene Ontology annotation, biological process: long-chain fatty acid metabolic process. Gene Ontology annotation, molecular function: long-chain fatty acid-CoA ligase activity.